Molecule: messenger RNA, 894 nt
Organism: Puccinia triticina
Lineage: Eukaryota; Fungi; Basidiomycota; Pucciniomycetes; Pucciniales; Pucciniaceae
Exons: 4
Coding region: 1-894 (297 amino acids)
Biological process (GO): regulation of transcription by RNA polymerase II
Cellular component (GO): nucleus; NuA4 histone acetyltransferase complex
Source: RefSeq, a predicted model, not a curated record
AUGGCCAGCUCGACAACCGAAACGAGCGGCCCACCCGGCCAUAUCCUUUCGACCACCGAUGGCGAGACGGCUUUCUUUCGAUCGAUUAUCAGGUACCGUCCUCGCGGAUCCAGUCGACACUUCUCGAUGGUCGGGAUCUGUAAAGACUUGGAACGAGAGCUGCAGACCGUCAUCCCUUCUGAUGAGAUUUGGAAGGCGUUGAGAACUUGUUACGACCUCGACAUCCUCGCCGAGAUGGAGCCCGAUGAGCCAGAUGAGAUCGAGCGCAGCAAAUCGACCAUCGAACUGUUACGAUCAAAGCAGCAGACCUUCUUCCGAGAGUUCCAGCUACCGAUACACCCCACGAUACCAGCUGAGCAGUCAUUCCAGAGUUUGGUUGAUGAGCGUCGACUCGAAAGUUCGUCGGGGCGGGCGUCGCCAGAGCAGCGUUCGCCGGGCGGGGCAAGCUCUCCGCGUCGACGGACGACAACAAACUCGUUAAAGCUGCACCUCGAUCGCUCCGGCCAGUCCUCCUCCAGGUACCUUAACCCCUCAUCUGCCAAGGCCGGCGCCGAUCAUCGCCCGAGCGAUUCCAACAUCCAAGAAGGCAUGGAGAGUGACUUGACCGAGCAGGAGGAUUACGAAGACGAGGAUGACGACGACGAUGAUGCUAAAGAAAUCGAGGGCAAAGAGGAUGAGGAGGAGGACGAAGAAGAAGAACCGGCACCUGGGCCCAGGGCCAAAAAGCCGAAAACAUCUAACAAAACCGAUUAUCAUCCACCAACGACAUCCAGUAGUCGCUCACGCAACACCGGCAACUCAAACAAAGCUUCGAUAGUCGCAACGACGACGAUAAGUAAUAGUAACACACCUUCCACAAGUAGAUCUCGGACCCGGGGAAGAUGGAAAAGGUGA